Messenger RNA from Durusdinium trenchii, 1855 nucleotides. NCBI's taxonomy places the organism in Eukaryota, Dinophyceae, Suessiales, Symbiodiniaceae. The record is from the annotation of a GenBank genome assembly.
CAAGGCGUCAUUUUCUAGCACGGCACCUUGGGAACUUUGCCAAACAAACAGUCACUGGACUCCCGGGUGCAUGGGCUACAGCAGACUGGGGGCGUCUCGAUGCCCGACAGAUGCGUGAAACCUAAGACCAGGAUUUAAGAUCUGGGGGAUGGGCAUUGGUGUUCAGCCAUUUGCCUCUUGCCCUCCAAACCCCUUCCAUGUGGACUUCUGGUGCUGGGGUUUGGCUGUAUAUCUUCCUGAUCAGUUUCAUGUGAUUUGAUGGUGAAGAGCCAUGAACACAUCAUCAGAGUUUAGGGCCAGUUCACAUGAACAUCUAAGUUGACAACAUGUAAGUUGACAGUGACCUUGAGUUGGUGUACUACCCAAAAAAAAAGUGGAGAACUUUUGAGCUUCUUGGGGGUGGACACCCCAUGAGAGUUGGGGACACCCCAUUCCAAACCCACCUGGUGGAACCCUUCAGCCUUUCGCCACCCAUGCUAGACCAAGUCAUGGUGUGGAUGUUUCAAUGGACCGGAUUGGUUUGGGGCUCCCUAUUUUUCCAACCCCCCCGGUGACCCAUUGUUUUGCAUAUGGAACCCUUCGUCCCUCACCUUGGACGCUGUGGGACCGGCUUCGCCACCUUCGCUCCGUCGCCGGUGGGACCGCGGGACCGCGGGGGGGCUCGAGCGGAUCAGGGAGCAGGGCUGCGAGUUGAAUAUGGCGCCUCCGGGCGCCCCGUGCGCGCGCGGCUUCCGCGCCCCGUGACGCGAGCCAUGCCGGCAGGCAGCUUCCCACGGAGCUCAGAGAGUCGAACGACCGAGAGGCAUGCCUUCAAGCCGCCAGAGCAGGGCGGCACGGUGUCUCAGAGUCGAGCAGAACGUUGGCAGAAAGCCACUGGAGCCCGGACACCGUCACCCAAGAAGAGUCCCAAGAGAGCUGUCUCUCCUGCGUCGGCGCGCAGUGCCAAAGCUCCCUCACCGAAGAGGAGUCCAAGUCCACCGAAGGUACCCCCCGGCAAGGCCAUCCAGUUGCUUCAGAAGCCGCUGGCCAAGGAUGACCUGGACUUGAAAAAGGUCUACCCACCCGAGGAUCAUGAGGAGAAAUGGUUCACCUGGGAGCCGCUCAACCCUUUGCCAGGGAGGCACGGGCCACACGACUUCGGUCCUCCUAGGCUGGGCAUGUCUCACCCGCCCAAGAACGCCAAGGUGCGGAAGGAGUUGCUGGCAUAUCUCUACGCACGUAAGGUCCGACCACCCAAGAGGAUCAAGCGGGAGAAGAGGGAAGAUGAGCCGGAAGCUGAUGUGUUCAGUCCUGUGGAACGAGUGCUGGAGGAGCCCAAGCUUGACCGAAAUCCAGGCCGAAGCAAAAGGAUGCGAAAGUCCUCCAGCUUGCCUCUUCUGCGAGAUCUGCGCUCGUCCACUGAAGAUCAGGUGGGGACACAGACCGAGAUUCUUCGGCAGAAUUCCCGCUACCUCGGCUGGGAGUUGGCGGAACGAGAUCUCAAGGAUCUGGGGGAGCUAACGAUCUUCCACAACAAGAUGCUGCGCUUCCGACGUGGUGCACAGUCCCCGCCGCAGGCGAGCCCAGCACAGCGGCUCUACCAGUUGAGGAUGAUGAUGGAGCAUCAAGAUGGACACGACCAGGGACCAGCGCCUCUCGAAAGGGUGGCAAGUCCUGCGCGGACCUCACCCCAGACCUUGCACUUCGAGGAUAGUGGCCCUCUCACCACUGGUGGUGAUGCCAGUCCAGCCCGCUUGCGUCGGCUGGCGCAUCAGAUGCAGUAUGCAGGCCCUGGGCGGGUGCAACUCAUGGCACGCGCGGUCGGCAUGAAUGUGGCCACCGGCGGUCGCCGGAAUCUCUAAGAGAUGCCCCGGCG